Vigna umbellata (rice bean) is the source of this 671-nucleotide messenger RNA. The record is from RefSeq and is a predicted model, not a curated record. NCBI's taxonomy places the organism in Eukaryota, Viridiplantae, Streptophyta, Magnoliopsida, Fabales, Fabaceae.
CAGGCAAUUCUAGCUUGUUCAUUUGCUGAAAAGGACUAUAAGAAAACAACAGCAGCUGCAGUAAGAACACUGCAAAUGUGUUUUGUUUUAGGAAUGGGUCUCUCUCUUGCUGUUGGACUUGGAUUAUACUUUGGAGCUGGAAUAUUCUCCAAAAAUGUUCAUGUUGUGCAUUUAAUUAAAUUAGGCAUCCCGUUUGUGGCUGCUACUCAACCAAUUAAUUCUUUAGCCUUUGUGUUUGAUGGAGUCAACUAUGGAGCUUCUGAUUUUGCAUACUCAGCAUGCUCUCUCGUGGUGGUUUCCAUAGUAAGUGUAGCCAUAGAAUUUCUUCUCUACAGGACCAAACAUUUCAUUGGGAUUUGGAUUGCAUUAACCAUAUAUAUGACUCUUCGAAUGAUGGCUGGUGUAUGGAGGAUGGGAACUGGGACAGGACCAUGGCGUUAUCUCAGAGGUUGUUCAUUGACUUAGCACAUAUUAUGUAAUGACCAGACAAAUUUUGUUGUCGAGAUCUGAUUUCAUAUCACGUUCUCACUUUCCCCUUAUACAUAGCAACUUUAUUAUAUAUUUUUGUAAUACAUCUAGGUUUGCUUCAUUCACACUUAUUUUUUUACUUUUUGUAAUACAUCAUUGUUUCAUAUACACGUUGUAUAUAUCAUGUUGUGGUUUUCAGAAGA